Messenger RNA from Lodderomyces jiufengensis, 3939 nucleotides. RefSeq names its product phosphoribosylformylglycinamidine synthase (gene ADE6). Gene Ontology annotation, molecular function: phosphoribosylformylglycinamidine synthase activity. The coding region runs from base 1 to 3939 and encodes 1312 amino acids. Gene Ontology annotation, biological process: 'de novo' IMP biosynthetic process. NCBI's taxonomy places the organism in Eukaryota, Fungi, Ascomycota, Pichiomycetes, Serinales, Debaryomycetaceae. The record is from RefSeq and is a predicted model, not a curated record. The transcript has a single exon.
AUGAGUUCAAAUUAUCUCAUAUUACCAGGUCCAAAAGCAUUAUCUGAAUUUAGAGUUGCUAAUUUAAUACUGGAAAUUGAAAAUAAAACAGGUGCAAAAGUUGAAGUUGCAAGUCAAUUUACUCAUUAUAUUUCAUUAAAAAAGCCAUUAAAUGAAAAACAAUUAAAGUUAUUGAAAAUACUUUUAACUUAUGAUAAUCCAGUUGAUGAAGAUAAUGAAUUGAGUAAAGAAUUGAUUGAAUUAUCAACUGGGUCAAAGCAAAGUUCUGAAUUGAUUCAGAUUGUACCUAGACCAGGUACCAUUUCUCCAUGGUCUUCAAAAGCUACAAAUAUUGCACAAAUUUGUGGAUUAGGUGAUUUCAUCGAAAGAAUUGAAAGAGGGUUAUCAUUGUUAAUCAAAGGUGCUAAAGUAGAUGGAGAAACUUUAACAUCAGUAUAUGAUAGAAUGACUCAAAAGAUAUAUUACGAUGUUCCAAAAUAUGAUGAUUUAUUUGCACAUCAUAAACCAAAACCUUUAGUCACAGUUGAUAUAAACAAUUUAUUAACAGCUAACAAAGAAUCAGGAUUAGCUUUAGAUCAAGGUGAAAUUGAUUAUUUAACAAAUGCUUUCAACAAUGUUAUUGGUCGUAAUCCUACUGAUGUUGAAUUAUUUAUGUUUGCACAAGUUAAUUCUGAACACUGUCGUCACAAGAUUUUCAAUGCUGAUUGGACAAUUGACAAACAACCAAAAGAUAAAUCAUUAUUCAAAAUGAUUAGAAAUACUCAUGAAAAAAAUCCGAAUUAUACCAUAUCUGCAUAUUCUGAUAACGCAGCUGUAUUUGAAGGUCCACAAGGUUAUUUAUUUACACCAGAUUUUAAAACGAAGCAAUGGAAAUCAAUUAAAGAAAAUGUUCAUACUUUAGUCAAAGUCGAAACUCAUAAUCAUCCAACUGCUGUUUCUCCAUUUGCUGGUGCAGCUACAGGUUCAGGUGGUGAAAUUAGAGAUGAAGGAGCUGUAGGUAGAGGUUCAAAAUCAAAAGCUGGUUUAUCUGGAUUUUCAGUAUCUGAUUUAAAUAUUCCAACCUUAAAACAACCAUGGGAAAGGGAUAUUGGUAAACCAAAUCACAUAGCUAGUUCAUUGGAUAUAAUGAUUGAAGCACCAAUCGGUUCUGCAGCUUUUAAUAAUGAAUUUGGUAGACCUGCUAUAAAUGGGUAUUUCAGAACUUUAACAACAGAAGUUGAAAAUAGUAAAGGAGAAACUGAAAUUAGAGGAUUUCAUAAACCAAUUAUGUUAGCUGGUGGUAUGGGUGCAAUUAGACCAGAUUUAGCUUUGAAAAAUAAAAAAAUCACACCAGGUGCUAAGUUGAUCGUAUUAGGAGGUCAAUCAAUGUUAAUUGGUUUAGGUGGUGGUGCUGCUUCUUCCAUAAGUUCAGGUGAAGGUUCUGCAGAUUUGGAUUUUGCUUCUGUUCAAAGAGGUAAUCCAGAAAUUCAAAGAAGAGCUCAACAAGUUAUUGAUUCUUGUGUCUCAUUAGGUGGUGAAAAUAAUCCAAUACAAUCUAUUCAUGAUGUUGGAGCUGGUGGAUUAAGUAAUGCAUUACCAGAAUUAGUUCACGAUAAUGAUUUAGGUGCAAAAUUCGAAUUGAGAUCCAUAUUAUCAUUAGAACCAGGUAUGUCACCAAUGGAAAUUUGGUGUAAUGAAUCACAAGAAAGAUAUGUUUUGGGUGUUGCGCCAGAAGAUUUACAGAUGUUUGCUGAUAUUUGUAAUCGUGAAAGAGCUCCAUUUGCAGUUGUUGGUGAAGCUACUGAAGAACAGAGAUUAAUUUUAACUGAUUCAUUAUUAAAAUCAACUCCAAUUGAUUUGGAUAUGUCUGUUUUAUUUGGUAAACCUCCAAAAAUGUCAAGAGUUGCAACUACUGAUAAUUUAAGAUUGAAAAAAUUUGAAACUGAGCAUUUGGACUUAAGUGAUUCAAUAGACAGAGUAUUACAAUUACCAUCAGUUGGAUCUAAGUCAUUCCUUAUUACUAUUGGUGAUAGAUUUAUUACUGGAUUAGUUGAUCGUGAUCAAAUGGUGGGUCCAUGGCAAGUCCCGGUAGCUGAUGUUGGUGUAACAAAUACUUCAUUAGGUGAAACUAUUUUAACAACUGGUGAAGCCAUGGCAAUGGGUGAAAAACCAAUAUUAGCAUUAAUUUCAGCAAGUGCUUCUGCCAAGAUGUGUGUUGCUGAAUCACUUUUAAAUAUAUUUGCAGCUGAUGUAUCAUCUUUAGAACAAGUCAAAUUAUCAGCUAAUUGGAUGUCAGCUGCUUCGCAUCCAGGUGAAGGUUCAAAAUUAUAUGAAGCUGUUCAAGCAAUCGGUAUGGAUUUAUGUCCAGAAUUAGGUAUAUCGAUCCCAGUAGGUAAAGAUUCAAUGUCAAUGAAAAUGAAAUGGGAUAAUAAAGAAGUUACUGCACCAUUAGCUUUAACUGUCACUUCAUUUGCACCAGUUGAUAAUACUUCUAAUACUUGGACUCCUCAAUUACAACCAGUUAAAGAUACUGUUUUAGUUCUUGUUGAUUUAGCUGCUAAAGUCAAGAAAUCACUUGGUGGUUCAGCUUUAGCUCAAGUUUAUAAACAAGUUGGUGAUUCUGCUCCAACUGUUCAUUCUAAUGCUGUACUAAAAUCAUUUUUACAAUCAUUAGUUGUUUUACAUAAACAAUUCCCAGUAUUUGCAUAUCAUGAUAGAUCUGAGGGUGGGUUAUUAACCACCGUUUUGGAAAUGGCAUUUACUGGUAGAUGUGGGUUAGACAUUGCUUUAAGUGGUGAUGAAGAUAAAUUCACAGAAUUAUUCAACGAAGAACUAGGUGCUGUUUUCCAAAUUAAAUUACAUGAUACAAUAAAAUUCAAAGAAAUAUUGAAAGAAAAUAAUAUUGAUGAGGAAUAUGUUAAAAUUAUUGGUAAACCGACAUUUGGGGAUCAAGCAAUUAAUAUUUCAUACAAUGGAGCACCAAUAUAUUCAAACACAAGGGCUGAAUUACAAAAAUUAUGGUCUAAAACAUCAUAUCACAUACAAAAAAUGAGAGAUAAUCCAGUCACAUCACAACAAGAAUAUGAAUCUAUAUCAGAUGAUAAAGAUCCUGGUUUAAGUUAUCAAAUAACAUUCAAUCCAAAUGAUUUUAAAUCUUAUAAAAAUAAACCAAAAGUAGCUAUACUACGUGAACAAGGUGUUAAUUCUCAACAGGAAAUGGCUUGGUGUUUCCAACAAGCUGGAUUUGAUGUCUAUGAUGUUACAAUGUCUGAUAUUUUGGAAGAAAGAGUAUCAUUAGAUGACUUUGUCGGUUUAGCUGCGUGUGGUGGGUUUUCAUAUGGUGAUGUCUUAGGUGCUGGUGCAGGUUGGGCAAAGUCUGUUUUAUUUAAUGAAAAAGCAAGAAAUGAAUUUCAAAGAUUUUUCCAAGAUAGAGAAGAUACAUUUGCAUUUGGUGCAUGUAAUGGAUGUCAAUUUUUCAGUAGAAUUGCUGAAUUAAUUCCAGGAACUGAUCAUUGGCCAACUUUUGAACGUAAUUUCUCAGAACAAUAUGAAGCUAGAUUCGUUAUGGUUGAAGUUGAUGAUAAACCAUCCAAUAAUUCUAUCUUUUUACAAAACAUGAAAGGUUCAAAAUUACCAAUUGCUGUUGCUCAUGGUGAAGGUAGAGCACAAUUCAAGACCAAAGAAGAUGAAGAAGAAUUUAAUUUGGAUGUUAUUCAUUAUGUUGAUAAUUAUGGUAACCCAACACAAAUAUAUCCAUUCAACCCAAAUGGUUCACCAAAGGGUAUAGCUGGUAUUACAUCUAAGAAUGGUAGAGUAUUAGCUAUGAUGCCUCAUCCUGAAAGAGUUUCAAGAAAAGAAAGUAAUUCUUGGUAUCCAUAUCAUGAAAGUGAGAAAUGGGGUGGUUAUGGUCCAUGGAUUGAAUUAUUUAAAUCUGCAAGAGAAUGGGUAGGUGAUGUAUAA